AUGGUGACCCCCUGCCCCACAAGCCCCGUGAGCCCCGCCGCCCGGGCUGGGAGGCGGGACGACCAGAACCUCCGUGCCCCGGUGAAGAAGAGCAGGCGCCCACGCCUCCGGAGGAAGCAGCCGCUGCAGCCGCUGAACCCGUGCCCGCUACCCGGAGACUCUGGCGUCUGCGACCUGUUCGAGUCCCCCAGCUCCGGCUCGGAUGGCGCAGACAGCCCCGCGGCGCGAGGCUGCAGCCCCCUACCCGGUCCUGCCCAGCAGCUGGUGCAGCUUGAUCUACAGACCUUCCGCGACUACGGUCAGAGCUGCUACGCCUUCGGCAAGGCGCGGGAAAGCCACUACCACCCGCGGGAGUCAUUGGCGCGGCAGCCACAAGUAACGGCGGAAUCCCGCUGUAAACUGCUCAGCUGGCUAAUCCCCGUGCACCGCCAGUUCGGCCUCUCCUUCGAGUCGCUGUGCCUGACGGUGAACACUCUGGACCGCUUCCUUAUCACCACGCCUGUGGCUGCAGACUGCUUCCAGCUGCUCGGGGUCACGUCCCUGCUCAUCGCUUGCAAACAGGUGGAGGUGCACCCGCCGCGCGUGAAGCAGCUCCUGGCCCUGUGCUGCGGCGCCUUCUCCCGGCAGCAGCUCUGCAACCUCGAGUGCAUCGUGCUGCACAAACUGCACUUCAGCCUGGGCGCGCCGACCAUCAGCUUCUUCCUGGAGCAUUUCACGCACGCACGCGUGGAGGCCGGGCAGGCAGAGGUCUCCGAAGCCCUGGAAGCGCAAACCCUGGCGCGCGGGGUGGCGGAGCUGAGCCUGGCUGACUACGCUUUCACCAGCUACACCCCCUCCCUGCUGGCCGUCUGUUGCCUGGCGCUGGCCGACCGUAUGCUGCAGCUCCCUCGUCCGAUGGACUUGCGCCUGGGCGGGCAUCCCGAGGCGGCGCUGCAGGACUGCCUGGGCAAGCUGCAGCUACUGGUGGCCAUAAACAGAAGGUCCCUGACUCACAUGCUGCCCCUCCAGAUCUGUGAGAAGUGCAGCCUGUCCCCGAGCUUGAAAUGA
Lipotes vexillifer (Yangtze River dolphin) is the source of this 1047-nucleotide messenger RNA. It is a transcript of the gene CCNO, whose product is annotated as cyclin O. The record is from RefSeq and is a predicted model, not a curated record. The coding region runs from base 1 to 1047 and encodes 348 amino acids. The transcript has 3 exons. NCBI's taxonomy places the organism in Eukaryota, Metazoa, Chordata, Mammalia, Artiodactyla, Lipotidae.